Saprolegnia parasitica CBS 223.65 is the source of this 1356-nucleotide messenger RNA. RefSeq lists its product as hypothetical. The coding region runs from base 1 to 1356 and encodes 451 amino acids. Lineage: Eukaryota; Oomycota; Saprolegniomycetes; Saprolegniales; Saprolegniaceae. The transcript has 6 exons. The record is from RefSeq and is a predicted model, not a curated record. Gene Ontology annotation, molecular function: protein binding.
AUGCCAUCGGCCACAACGAUCACGCUGCAUAUCGUGCUGCCCAAGGGCGGCCGCGAAGAGCUUCUUCUUGUUGCCCAAGACGAGUCAGUCCGCGUCCUCAAGCAGCUCGUCAUGGCGCGGACCGGCCUCGCCCCCGACGAGCAAACGCUGUACUUCAAGGGCAUGUUACUCGACGACGACGCGGUUCUUUCCUUUUACGACAUUGCGGACGGCUACACGCUGCGCCUUGGCCGAACGCGCGGCCGGUCGCACCUCGUGCCGACACUCCAUGCGCGGAAGGCAACCACACCGGUGGCGCUUCGAGGGCUCAAAAGCUGGCGUGCUGUCGUACGCAGUGUCCAGUGGAUCGUCUGUCUCUGGCGGGCGUCGGCCCGUCGCCGCGGCACGGACCGGACGCUUCCGAUGCGUCUACCGAUCGAGCACGGGUUUGCCUAUGAUGUGUCGCCAACGUCGCAGGCCUCGUUGACAGCCGCCGCGCACCAAGCACUCCUUUCCGCCCCUAAUGUGCGGGAUGCCAACGACGCAUCGGCCUUGACGCAAUGGCUGCUCUCGCUCAGUAAAUGCACGUCGUACUUGAUUGCCGAGUGCAUUGCAUCCCACGGUAUGAACGAACGAUGGCUCUCGCAGCUGCACCCAUCGAUAGACGUGACACCGUCGAUGGAGCUGCGGGCGUGCGCUGCCGGUGAUUGUGUGUUCAAGCAAGGUGACGUUGGUGACUGCAUGUACAUCGUCCUUCACGGCUCGAUCACAAUGGCCAUGCACGGCUUUGGCUGCAUUGGUCACUUUGGGCCGGGCACUGUGUUUGGGGACGGUGCGACGCCGGGUGUCGCUGUCGACGGCCAAAUGCAUCGGACGGCCACGGCCCUCAUCGACUACGAUGCAAUCGUCACGCAUCUCGUCGUGCUUCGUCCGGCGCCGGCUGUCGCGGUGCUACGCCAUCAGCUGCACAACAUGCUGCGCGUCAAGCUCAACUAUCUGCACAAUAUUUCGUAUUUUCGGGACUUUUCCCGCGCGAGCAUGGUGCGGCUCGCCUACAGCUGCACGUACACGGCGUUCACGGCCAAGACGCUGCUCGUGGCCCAAGGUGACCGGAUCACCGCCCUCUUCCUCCUCGUUGCGGGAACCCUGACCACGAUGACGCACCUGCCCAAUGCGGCGACCAAAGUGCUUGAUAUGCUCGAAGCGCCGCAGCUGUGUGGCGAAGAGCACUGCGCGGGCAAAACCCGGUCCAGCGUCACCGUGCUGGCGAUGCCCGGCGCCGUUGUCCUCGCGGUGCCACUGCCCCUUGUGGACAUGAUGGCCGUGUACCAUCCCUCGGCGGUGCGUGAAGAAAAAAUACGAUCCCUAAUACCCUAG